AUGAAUUUUCAACAGAGGCUGCAAAGCCUGUGGAGUUUAGCCAGCAGACCCUCCUGCCCUCCUUUGAUGGCGACGGCCUCUCAAAUGCAGAUGGCUGCGCUCCCUUGCCUGGGUUUUACCCUGCUUCUCUGGAGCCAGGUACCAGGGGCCGAGGGCCAAGAAUUCCAAUUUGGGCCCUGCCAAGUGAAGGGGGUUGUUCCCCAGAAACUGUGGGAAGCCUUCUGGUCUGUGAAAGACACUCUGCAAGCUCAGGAUAACAUCACGAGUGUCCAGCUGCUGCAGCAGGAUGUUCUGCAGAACGUCUCGCAAGAAAACGAGAUGUUUUCCAUCAGAGACAGUGCACACAGGCGGUUUCUGCUAUUCCGGAGAGCAUUCAAACAGUUGGACAUAGAAGCAGCUCUGACCAAAGCCCUUGGGGAAGUGGACAUUCUUCUGACCUGGAUGCAGAAAUUCUACAAGCUCUGAAUGUCUAGACCAGGAUCUCCCUGCCCCUGGCACUGGUUCGUUCCCUGUGUCACUUCAAACAGUCUCCUUUCCUAUGCUGUUCACUGGACACUUCACGCCCUUGGCCAUGGGUCCCAUUCUUGGCCCAGGAUUAUUGUCAAAGAAGUCAUUCUUUAAGCAGCACCAGUGACAGUCAGGGAAGGUGCCUCUGGAUGCUGUGAAGAGUCUACAAAGAAGAUUCCUGUAUUUAUUACAACUCUAUUUAUAAUUAAUGUCAGUAUUUCAACUGAAGUUCUAUUUAUUCAUGAGACUGUAAGUUACAUGAAGGCAGCAGAAUAUUGUGCCCCAUGCUUCUUUACCCCUCACAAUCUUUGCCACACUGUGGGGCAGUGGAUGGGUGCUUAGUAAGUACUUAAUAAGCUGUGGUGUUUUUUGUUUUUUUUUUUGGCCUGUCUUUGGAUUGUUAAAAAACAGAGAGGGAUGCUGGGAUGUAAAACCGAGCUUUAGAGCAUGAAAAUCACACUGUCUUCUGAUAUCUACAGGGACAGAGCAUUGGGGUGGGGGUAAGGUGCAUCGGUUUGAAAAGUAAAUGAUAAAAUGUGGAUUAAACUGCCCAGCACAAAGCAGAUCCUCAAUAAACAUUUCAUUUCCCACCCACACUCAUCAGCUCACCCCAUCAUCCCUUUCCCUUGGUGCCCUCCUUUUUUUUUAUCCUAGUCAUUCUUCCCUAAUCUGCCACUUGAGUGUCAAGCUGACCUUCCUGAUGGUGACAUUGCACCUGGAUGUACUGUCCAAUGUGUGAUGACAUUCCCUGCUAAUAAAAGACAACAUAACUC
Molecule: messenger RNA, 1280 nt
Organism: Symphalangus syndactylus (siamang)
Lineage: Eukaryota; Metazoa; Chordata; Mammalia; Primates; Hylobatidae
Gene: IL24
Product: interleukin 24
Source: RefSeq, a predicted model, not a curated record